This is a messenger RNA of Vigna angularis (adzuki bean), 1483 nucleotides long. RefSeq names its product probable serine/threonine-protein kinase PBL26. The coding region runs from base 1 to 1284 and encodes 427 amino acids. Gene Ontology annotation, molecular function: protein kinase activity; ATP binding. Gene Ontology annotation, biological process: protein phosphorylation. The record is from RefSeq and is a predicted model, not a curated record. The transcript has 5 exons. NCBI's taxonomy places the organism in Eukaryota, Viridiplantae, Streptophyta, Magnoliopsida, Fabales, Fabaceae.
AUGAGUUGCUUUUCAUGUUUUUCAUCAAGUAAAGCAGCCAAACCUUCUAACAAUGGAAAAAGGAUGCCACAGCCUACUUGUCAUUCUCCCAAAGAAUCAGCUCAGUCACUACCAGAGAAUCACAAUUACAAGGCAAAGACAAACCAUCAAACAGAACCUAAAAUAGAGGAGGUCAAAAAAGAUAAAGAGAACAACAACAUUGCUGCUCAAACUUUCACCUUCAGGGAAUUGGCUAAUAUCACAAAGAACUUCAGGCAAGAAUGCCUAAUAGGAGAAGGUGGUUUUGGGAGGGUAUACAAAGGAAAACUUGAAAAAACCAACCAGGAAGUAGCUGUGAAGCAACUUGACAGGAAUGGAUUACAAGGGAACAGAGAAUUUCUUGUUGAAGUUUUAAUGUUGAGUCUUUUGCACCAUAAAAAUCUAGUGAAUCUAAUUGGAUAUUGUGCUGAUGGAGAUCAAAGAUUAUUGGUCUAUGAGUACAUGCCAUUGGGAUCCCUUGAGGAUCAUCUUCUUGAUCUUGAACCACGACAAAAGCCUCUAGAAUGGUUCCAUAGAAUGAAAAUAGCUUUGGAUGCUGCAAAAGGUCUAGAAUAUUUGCAUGACAAAGCGAAUCCUCCAGUGAUCUACCGUGACUUGAAAUCAUCAAACAUCUUAUUAGACAGAGAAUUCAAUGCAAAACUGUCUGAUUUUGGACUUGCAAAGUUGGGUCCUACGGGAGACAAAUCUCAUGUAUCUUCAAGAGUAAUGGGUACUUAUGGAUACUGUGCUCCUGAGUAUCAAAGAACUGGUAAACUAACUGUACAAUCAGAUGUAUACAGCUUUGGAGUUGUUAUGCUUGAAUUGAUCACCGGAAGGAGAGCCAUCGAUAACACAAGAAAACCACAUGAGCAAAAUCUCGUUAAUUGGGCAGAACCAAUAUUCAAGGAGCCAAACAGGUACUCAGAAUUGGCAGACCCAGUUCUUGAAGGAAAGUUUCCAGUGAGAUCCUUGAAUCAAGCAGUGGCAAUAGCAGCCAUGUGUUUGAACGAGGAGCCAUCAGUGAGACCUUUGAUCAGUGAUGUUGUGACUGCCCUUAGUUUUCUUGGGACAAUCCCAAAGGGUGAAGAAGACCUACCAGGAGCAUCUCCUGUUGACGACCCUCAACAACCCACCAAUGCUUCUUCCAAUCUUCUUGAUCAAGAUCUCGCUGCCAUGGAACGCCAAAGAGCAGUUGCUGAAGCCAUCGAAUGGGGCAACAAUUCUAGGAACAAAGCACCGCACCGUCAAACUCCUCCAUCUUUGUAAAUCCACUGCAAUUAUAUUCACAUCAUUUCACUCUACUAUGUAUAUAACUAUAUAUAUACACCUAAAUCUCCAAGCACAAAAGGAUCUCAUCGCUCAGAACUCCAACGCUGCUUCUACAACACUGCAAGACUUAGUUGGUGUUGUUGUAUGAUCCAUGGCUCCUAUUCCUAUAUAAACUUUUGAACGCUGGUAUCAUCUA